GCUCGUAUUAAUAUGUGGUUUGUGCUAAGGGUUUUGUACUGCAAUCAAGCAAACAGAAUUGAAUUAAAUAAUUUUUAUUAAUUUUUGACCUAUUUGGUUUAUUUACUCAAUAAUUAUGAUAAAUAAUGCUGGAUUCAUUUCAGAUUGAAAUAAAAUCUCUAUGCGCCCCGUUGUAUAGUAAAAAAAAUAAUUGUGACCUUGCGUGCAUUAUAUUUGGUAAUAUGAACCUGAAACAAUUAACAACGAUUAUGAUUGGUUGACAAAUAACCAAUGGCAGCACAUAGCAACAUAAUAUAAACGUUUGAUCAUCCUCAGUUUGCUCAUUAUUCCAAAUUGCACUUAUUAUCUUAGUGAGAUUCAAUGAAAUUGAUUUCAAUGAUUACAAAUAUUCAAUUAUUAUCUGUUCUAUGCUUACUUACUUAUGUGAAUGCAGGUUUAUUACAAAAAUCAAAUGAAGAUGAAAUUUCAUCCGUUGGAAAGACUGAUUCUGGACAAGAUAUAGAGCCGUCAAUCGUUUCUGAUGUUGUUGCAGAAAGUGUUGAUAGUUUGAAUGAAACCACAAAUGUAGACAGUCAUAAAGAAGGAACAUCUAACUCGAAUUCCUCUGAGUCGAUUGUAGUGGCUGACGUUGCUAACACUGAGACUGUUGUCAACUUAACUUCAAAUCCUCCAGAAUCUACGAUAGGAAAUUCUGACAACAAUUCAGAUAGCACUGACAACUCAGAUGUUUCCUCUACUCUGACGACAGAAACUGAUACUACUCAGAAUGAUAUCGUUGUUCCGAUAAUUGCAGAGGGUUCAGAAAAUCAUACAGAAAGUACUUCUACUGUGACAAGUGGUGAAAAUCAUACAGAAAGCACUUCUACUGUGACAAGUGGUGAAAAUCAUACAGAAACAGUUAUAUCUGAUUCAACCUCAGAAAAUCUUGAUAACCAUACAGAAGCCCCUACAGAUGCUAAUACACCUUCUCCUUUGAUAGUAGCCGUUGGGGAUCUUUGUAAAGAGUUUGGUAUUCACAUGGACACACAGUUGACUAGUCUAACAUCAGGAGACUUGAAAAAUCAGACAGAAAGCACUGGUAACUCAGAUAUAACCCCUCAUACACAGGUCCAUAACGUUGACGAGAAUCGUACUGAUGACUCUCACUUAGAGUCAACUUCAGAAAGUGUUGAUAUUCGAGCACAAACUUUUACAGAAACACCUAAAUAUCCUUCUCCUUUGAUGAAACUAAUUGAUAACCUUUGCAAGGUGUUCACUAACACAAAUGAAAUUGUCUCUGAUACAACAGAAGAACCUACCGAAAUCAUCACAACAACUGAGACAAACAACAUCACUGAGUCAGAAACCAAGUCUACCGACAACGAAACACAAAGUGUUUCCAAUAUUUGCAUUAAUACUAUGUGUGCAAAUGAAACAGGCACAACAACUGAACAACCAAGUACUACCGGUGCAGUAUUGCAUCAUUUAAAUCUUUCUGAUAUAAAGAGUAAGAAGUGUAAAACAAAGAAAUCAGAUGAAGAUGACUGUGAAACCGAUUCAGAAAAUGAAGAUGCCUCGGAAGGAACCGAUAGUGAUGGUGAUAGUAAUGAUGAAAGUGACGAUGAUAAUGAAUGAAAUUGAUAAACUUGUGCUGACAUUAAACACAAUCUCUGGUGUACCACGAGAUGAUUUUACAUUUAUUAAACAUAAAACAAAAGCAAAAAUGAAUUAGCGUACUAAUCUUUUAAAUUCCGCUUAAAUUUUACAAUUUAAACAUUGAAACAAGUUCUGUCAACUGAUUGCAAAAAGAUCAAUGUAACAUUCAGUCAUUAUGUAUUACAUUUUAUCUCUUCACAAUAUAUAUACAUACUUGGUAUUGGCUGAAAUAUAAAUUUUUCUUAAAUUAAA
Messenger RNA from Schistosoma haematobium, 1887 nucleotides. RefSeq lists its product as uncharacterized. NCBI's taxonomy places the organism in Eukaryota, Metazoa, Platyhelminthes, Trematoda, Strigeidida, Schistosomatidae. The record is from RefSeq and is a predicted model, not a curated record. The transcript is spliced from 3 exons. The coding region runs from base 361 to 1614 and encodes 417 amino acids.